GACACCACCUCUCAAUUUUUCUGAGAAAAUAAAGUUAUUAAAAAGUGUAUAAUUCAGACGAAAGGAAGGGCAGUAUUACUCUCCACGCAGGAAUAUUGCGUUUUUAAGUUUUAUUAACACACACUGUAAUAGCGACUCUAGCUAACUUUGCUAAUUUUACGUGGCAAUCGCAAUAUCAACAAUACAAAAACCACUAUAGCUGAUAAAAACGAAAAAAAAAAACAGUUUUACUUAGACAAAAACAUGUCUCUUUUGAGAGAUCACAAGAUCCUGCGUAUUUUGCUCAUUGUCCUUUCUCAAUUUGCUUACAUUGUUGCUUUGAUUAUCAACGCGCUCGCGGGAUCAGGAAAAGGUCCAUUUCAGCGCAGCACUGGAAAUAUAUCAGACAGAUAUCAGACAGAGAUCACUCCUGCUGGAUGGACUUUUUCGAUAUGGGGUGUCAUCUAUUCCUGGCUCUUCCUGAUGAACGCAUAUACCCUGACCUGGCUCUGUAGAGGGUUGUACUCAAGUCCAGCAAUCCUGCCCUCUGAAUUCUUUCUCUCAUGGAUCAUCAACAUGAUUCUGAACAGUACCUGGCUGGUCUUGUGGGAUAGAGAAUUGAUGAUUCCUGCACUGACUGUUCUUGCCCUGAUUGCUUUCACCAACUACCUGAUGAUCUUCUUCUCUUGUAUUGGUCUACGAGCUCAUGGAUCUUGGCUUAAACAGCAGCACCCAAAAGACCUUUUCUGCAUCAUAGUGUUGGUUCAAAAUGGCAUUGCUACCUAUGCAACAUGGACAACCAUUGCCACACUGCUCAACUUCACUAUUGUGUUGGAUCUAGCAUCAGUUUCCCCAACAAAUGCUGCUACAGCUUCUUUAUGCAUACUUCUGUUGGAAGUAAUUAUAUGGUUUACAGUUGAAAACUUUCUAAUAGAGAAGCAUGUCCGUUACAUCCUCACCGUUUACCCUGUGAUUAUCUAUGCUCUAAUUGGAAGCCUAAGCAAGCAUUACGACGCAGCAGCACCUGGCCGGAACUUUUCAGCGGUGCUCCUCGUGUUGGCCUGUAUUGUGUUAGUGGUGCGCGUGGGGCUGGUGGUUUGGAGACACAGGACUCGGCCUCUCUACCGUGAAGUCAGUCCUGAGGUCCUGAUGUCACCAAACAGCGGCACCGAUAAAUAACCAUACAUCAUAAACACUCAACACUCAUAAACUUCAAAGAUGACAUGCCCUGAACGGUAACCCUUCCAGGUGUGCAGUACCUGCAUGAAUGUGUUUCAGCUGGAACAGAUGCUUUCAGAGUCUUCAGUUUUAUGGAAAAUAUGCAUGAAACAGCAUACGGUAGCAAUAUUAAAUCUAUUCUGAACUUGAGCCAGGCCAUGUCUAAGAGAUUAAUUGUGCCUACACUACCAU
This is a messenger RNA of Sinocyclocheilus anshuiensis, 1389 nucleotides long. RefSeq lists its product as uncharacterized. Lineage: Eukaryota; Metazoa; Chordata; Actinopteri; Cypriniformes; Cyprinidae. The transcript has 7 exons. Bases 244 to 1158 code for a protein of 304 amino acids. The record is from RefSeq and is a predicted model, not a curated record.